UUCAAACGUAUCUCUGCUGCCUACACAUUGAAGAAAAUAUUACCAUAUAUUAUUCUAUGAAAUGUUAUGUCAAAUUUUGACAGGAAUAAUAAAAAUAUUUUUUAAGUAGUUAAUGGGUUAAAAUUGUACAAAAGGUACAAUGGGUAUGAAAACCAAAACUGGCAUUUGUGCGAUCAGCCUUACUGCGACUGCAUUUCUAUUUGUUCUUCUGGCAUUUGUGACUCCCUAUUGGCUUGUAAAUGAUGGGAAAAUUACCAGACCCAUGUUUGAAAAGAUUGGAUUGUGGGAAGUCUGCUUUAACCAGUUUGAGGAUUUUCGUCAUCAUUAUGAUUACAAAUUUACCGGUUGCUGGUGGGUAUUUGAAGAAGAAUACUACAUUAUUGACGAUUUUUUACUACCUGGAUUUUUCAUCGCAACACAAUUUUUUUUUACCCUUUGUAUGACGUUAGUGCUGAUAGUGGCAUUCCUGACUUGGAUGUAUUGUUUCUGCAGUAGAGAUCAUGAUAAGUACCUUUUAUUGCUCCUGAGCAAUGGCGCAAAUGCAGUGCUAGCAGGUUUUUGUGGAUUAAUAGCUGUUUUAAUAUUUGGAUGCAAUGGAGAUAAUAGAGAUUGGAUGCCUUAUUGGAAAAAUAAUGAUCUAGGCUGGUCAUAUGGUUUAGCAUGUGUUGGAUCACUGCUUUUGUUUCCUGCAGGAUUAUUAUUUUUAGUUGAAGCUCGUAGAGCGAAAUAUAGGAAAUUGCAGGGUUCCGCCCCUCAAUCCCAUUAUGAGAUAGAGGUGCAAAAAUCUGAGCCAUACCACACAGAUAUUUAAAUAUGUUUUACUUAUUCAUAAAAAAGUACAUUAAAUUUUUGUAAUAUUAAUAUGGUUGUAGUGCAGAUAAUCUAAAUUUAUCUGUCAAGUACUUUAAUAAUUUGUCUCUUUUGAUUGAAUCUCAUUUGUUUUUUAAUGAGAAAAGUAAUUAAUUCUUGCGAAAUUAGUUUCUUUCCUUUAAUCAGUGCAAUUAUUUAACUCAGUAGUAUUAAUGCUAUCAUAACUCACUAAAUGUAUUAUGCUUCCAGAUUGGCACAGUAUUCAUUUGCAUUUUUGUAAUACUUUAUAGUUUUUUACAAACACGGGAAUGUGAACCUCAUUUGGUAGUAUUAUUAAGAAUUAUAAAAUACAGUAUUUGUGCCUUUGUAUUUAAAAAAUAUAACAUACAUCUUAACUUGUUAAAUAUUUAACUUUUAGUUAAUUUAUAGUGUGGUUUUGUAAAAAAGAGGUGGCUUUAUUUAAUUAGCAGUAAGAUUUUGCAAAGUUAUUAUUUUUAUAAUAAAUGGAAAUUAGUUAAAAAUGUCUUUUUGU
Cylas formicarius (sweet potato weevil) is the source of this 1342-nucleotide messenger RNA. RefSeq lists its product as uncharacterized. Gene Ontology annotation, cellular component: membrane; septate junction. The transcript has 3 exons. NCBI's taxonomy places the organism in Eukaryota, Metazoa, Arthropoda, Insecta, Coleoptera, Brentidae. The record is from RefSeq and is a predicted model, not a curated record. Gene Ontology annotation, biological process: septate junction assembly; regulation of tube size, open tracheal system. The coding region runs from base 140 to 811 and encodes 223 amino acids.